This is a messenger RNA of Mercurialis annua (annual mercury), 354 nucleotides long. Its product is annotated as secreted RxLR effector protein 161-like. Lineage: Eukaryota; Viridiplantae; Streptophyta; Magnoliopsida; Malpighiales; Euphorbiaceae. The coding region runs from base 1 to 354 and encodes 117 amino acids. The transcript has 3 exons. The record is from RefSeq and is a predicted model, not a curated record.
AUGAGUUAUACAAGACCAGACAUUGCCUAUUCAGUUAAUAAACUGAGUAGUUAUACGAGUAAUCCAGGUAUUGAUCAUUGGAAAGCAAUUACCAGAAUACUAAGGUAUUUACGGAACACUCGUGAAUUUGGGCUGCAUUAUACCAAAUAUCCAGCAGUGCUUGAAGGAUUUAGUGAUGCAAAUUGGAUAUCUGAUAUAAAAGACUCUAAGUGUACUAAGCAGUGUCUUGAAAAUCCUAAAACAAACCGUAAUUACCAGAUCCACAAUCAUGUCAAUGAAGAGAUUCUAGGGUUUGAAGAAAGACAAACAGAAGCAUGUUUUCUUUCUUUAAAAGAUCUUAGUCCUAAUUGUUGA